AUGGGCAAACGGUCACCAUUGAGCUUGAUAUCGGCGGCUAGCUCGGCCAAGAUGGUGGUGGCUGAGGUGCUCACUAAUCUGGUCGCCGCCGAUAUCAAUUCACUUGAGCAUGUCAAGCUCAGCGCACACUGGAUGUGCUCAGCCAGCCAUGGAAAUGAAAGCGCAUGGCUAUUUGAGGUCUCAUUUGAAAGGUUUUGUUACCCUUCACCGUCAUCCCAAUCAGCCGGUUUUGGCCUAUCACAACCGGACGGAGGCCUUUUUGUCAGCAGUGUUGAGAUGAGUUUUGUGGCUUGUUUGCGACUCCAAUUGACGCUUCCAGAACAAAUCCAGACUCCCGAAGGUAUCUUAUCAUUCCUCUUCAACGAGGAAGCUGGUGCGGUGAUCCAAUGUGAAGAGUCCAAGGUGACUUUGAUAACCGAGACUUUUGCUCAAUUCGGUCUCCCAGCUUUGUGCAUUUAA
This is a messenger RNA of Puccinia graminis f. sp. tritici CRL 75-36-700-3, 459 nucleotides long. RefSeq lists its product as uncharacterized. The record is from RefSeq and is a predicted model, not a curated record. Bases 1 to 459 code for a protein of 152 amino acids. The transcript is spliced from 2 exons. NCBI's taxonomy places the organism in Eukaryota, Fungi, Basidiomycota, Pucciniomycetes, Pucciniales, Pucciniaceae.